Olea europaea var. sylvestris is the source of this 1536-nucleotide messenger RNA. Its product is annotated as KRR1 small subunit processome component. The transcript has 12 exons. The record is from RefSeq and is a predicted model, not a curated record. Bases 71 to 1240 code for a protein of 389 amino acids. Gene Ontology annotation, cellular component: small-subunit processome; nucleolus. Lineage: Eukaryota; Viridiplantae; Streptophyta; Magnoliopsida; Lamiales; Oleaceae. Gene Ontology annotation, molecular function: RNA binding.
CUGUUCCCAAUCUCUGUAUUUCUUGAAUUGUACCCUCUCUUCUGAACCCUUCCCUACCAGUUCAAUCAGAAUGGAAAUUGCAGAUAAUAUAACCGAUAAGAAUAACAGUAACAAUGGCGGAGAAACGGAGGAGAAUACUCGGACUAAGCACAAAGGAAAGCACAAAAAGGACAAGCCAUGGGAUAACGAAAACAUCGACCAUUGGAAAAUCGAGAAAUUCGAUCCUUCGUGGAACGAAAGUGGCAUGCUCGAAGUCAGCUCCUUCUCUACUCUCUUCCCUCAAUAUCGAGAAAAAUACUUGCAAGAGUGUUGGCCGAUUGUUAAAGGUGCAUUAAAAGAACAUGGAAUUGCUUGUGAAUUAAAUUUAGUUGAAGGAUCCAUGUCCGUUUCAACUACUAGGAAGACUAGGGAUCCCUUUAUUAUAAUUAAAGCAAGGGAUCUCAUCAAACUUCUGUCAAGAAGUGUCCCUGCACCUCAGGCUAUAAAGAUCCUAAAUGAUGAGAUCCAGUGCGACAUCAUUAAGAUUGGCAACUUGGUGCGCAACAAGGAACGAUUUGUCAAAAGACGACAGCACUUAGUCGGUCCCAAUUCAUGUACUUUGAAGGCACUGGAGAUUUUGACCAAGUGCUAUAUCCUGGUUCAGGGAAACACGGUUGCUGCCAUGGGAUCAUUUAAAGGUCUUAAACAAGUGAGGAAGGUUGUAGAAGAGUGCAUACUGAAUAAAAUGCAUCCAGUAUAUAAUAUCAAGAUCCUAAUGAUGAAGCAGCAUCUUGCUGAGAAUCCAGCACUUGUAAAUGAGAAUUGGGACAGAUUUCUUCCCAAAUUUAAGAAGAAAAAUGUUAAGCAGAAGAAAGUUACGACUAAAGAGAAGAAACCAUACACACCUUUCCCUCCACCACAACCACCUAGUAAGGUUGAUAUGCAACUGGAGAGUGGGGAAUAUUUCUUAGCUGACAAGAAGAAACAAGCAAAGAAGUGGCAAGAGAAGCAAGAUAAACAAGCAGAAAGGACAGCUGAAAACAAAAGGAGACGGGAGGAAGCAUUUGUCCCACCUGAGGAACCUGCAAGACAAGAUCCAAGAGCUACUGAUGACAAGAAUGAUGUGGCAGCCAUAGCCUCAUCAUUGAAGAAAAAGGCGAAGGAGCUUCGGAUGCAAAGAUCUGCUGAGAAGAUUGAUGCUGAAGCGUAUAUUGCAGCUUCUGACAAGCCAUCAGCUAAAAAGAAAUCCAAGAACUCCUAAAUUUGACGCUUGGUGUACCAUAGUACCAGCAUUAUAUUAAUUAGAAAAAAAUAAAAAAAUUGAUGCUAGUAGCAAGUUGUUUUUGGUCAAAAUGACGAGUAAUGUUGUGCUUUUUUGUGUAAGAACUCCUGAAUUCAAUGUUUCUCCAAAUUUUGGGAGAUGAUUUAGGUUCAAAGUACGAUGCUCUAUUGGUAGGAUCAUCGUAAAAAGACUUACCAUUUUGAGAGAGAACAGCUGCUUUCAUGAUAUUGCAUCUUGGUUGUCAUAUUUGAUAUAGAUGGGAUCCAGAAUCACCA